Messenger RNA from Helianthus annuus (common sunflower), 2213 nucleotides. Its product is annotated as TBCC domain-containing protein 1. Bases 94 to 1782 code for a protein of 562 amino acids. The record is from RefSeq and is a predicted model, not a curated record. The transcript has 9 exons. Lineage: Eukaryota; Viridiplantae; Streptophyta; Magnoliopsida; Asterales; Asteraceae.
AAAAAAAACAGUCUCCUAUUUUGAAUGCAACAAAUAACAAUACACACUCUUUCAAAUCACUAACCCUAGGUACCAAUUUCCCCAAAUUCCACCAUGACAGAACCUCCACCGGAACAACCACAACCACUACCACUACGCCUCCACCCCCGCCGCGAACCAUUCGAACACGGCCUCAUUCCUUUACAAAAACUCAUCUUCACCGACGCUACUCAAACCCUAACUUCUAUCCGCGACAAAUUACUCCAAUCUCCUAACACACACAACCGAAUUAACUCUGCAAUUGUUUCCGAAACCCUACAGAUCGCACCGGAACACGCGCGAUUGGUUAUUGAUACCAUUGCCUCGGUUUUGUACUCGGAUUCGGAUCCGCUUGUUGUUGCCAAACCGGAUGAGGUGGAUGCUGUUGGUGUUAAUGUGUAUGAUUUGGUGAUUUUUUUGUAUGUACAGUCGUAUAAGCGCCUGCUUGUUAAAGGAGGACAUAAGGAUUCUGCUGCGGUUGCGGAUGUUUGGCCGUCUACGUCCGCCUUUGAUGGAUUCUUGUCAGCGCUUACGCCGUUGCAGCUUGUGCGGAGCAAUAGCAGGAGGUCAAUGCCAUCACAAUCUGAUGAGGAAGCUCAUCAAUUAUCUUAUUUACAAAAGCAUAUAGGCAAUAUAAUCUCUCUUUUGGCUGACUCUGUGGAAGGUGAAGGCGAAGAAUCAUUGGUUAUAACAAUGGAUAAGUUUGAGCAUCUUGCGUUUUUGAUCUACUUUGGCGAAAAAGGAUUGGAGAAAACUCCAUUGAGCCAAAACGCACCGUUUUUUGCGAAUUCAGAUUCUAGUAUGCCAGCUGUCCCUGUUCCUGCAUCUCAGGUUCAUGAUUGGAUUUUACAAAAUAUUUCUAAUGCAUUGGAUCGAAUCUCUGAAAGAGCUGCUGCAAAAGAAAACGGUCAAAGUCAAACCAGUCCUGACCAAGAUGUUUUAAUGACUGAUGUCUCUCCUAACUUUAAAGCAUCCACCAGUGGUAAGGGUCCCAGUUUUAUUGAGGGGAUUUCUAAACAAUCAUAUGUAAAGCAAGCACAUGAACUUAAGGGAUCCUUUGUAAAGGUUGUAAACUGUCAUGAAUCUGUGAUUUAUGUCUUGGCUCCUUUGAAAUAUGCUACUGUAUAUGGAUGCUCUGAUGCUACUAUAGUCCUCGGGGCUGUUGGAAAGGCUGUAAGAAUUGAACACUGUGAAAGGGUUCAUGUUAUUGUAGCUGCAAAACGAAUAUGUAUUGCUAAUUGUCGGGAAUGCAUAUUCUUUUUGGGUGUAAACCAACAACCACUUAUUGUUGGUGACAAUCAUAAGCUACAGGUGGCACCGUAUAAUACGUUUUAUCCACAAUUGGAGGAGCACAUGAAGCAAGUAGGAAUUGAUGUUACUCCAAACAGAUGGGCCGAGCCCAUUGCACUAGGCCUGGUUGAUCCACAUGAUAAUUUGUCUCAUCCAGCUGGCGUAUCUGAUUGUCAAACUGAGUCAGCACACCACCUAGAUCCUGAUCAGUUCACAAACUUUUUGAUUCCCAACUGGUUAGAAGGUCAAGCAUCUGGGCCCACAAAAGAUAAUCCAUUUCCACUACCGGAUGUCUAUUUGUCAUCUCAACGAAGAAAUGAAAAUAAUCUGGUUGAGGUUAAGCAGAUACUGAGAGAAGCACCCCUGGAAGAUAGCAAAAAGAAAGAAUUAUCUAGUGCACUUCAUGUGUAUUUCAAAGACUGGUUAUAUGCAUCUGGGAACAUUAGACAAUUAUAUUGUCUGCAAGGUGAGUAGAAUUGUGAAGGUGUAGUUGCAAUCAAGCAAAAGAUAUAAAAUAAAACCCUCAGCCGUGCCCGAUUACCAUUUUGCUCUUUGUCUUGGUGCUGCUACAAAGUGAUUUUUGUUGGAAACAUGCAUCUUUGUUCAGUUGAAGGUGAACCUGCAGUUGGUUAUCAAUUAAUAGCAGUUGUUAAUUCUGCAUUAUUAUUUUGUUUAUUAUACAAUGUCUGUUGAUAACAAAGUCAACAGUAAGCUGUAAUCCAUUAUAAGCAAUUUUCAUGUAUUGGGAGUGUUUAUAAACCAACACAAUUACUUAAACCGAAACAAGUCGGCCGAUUUGAGAUCUAAAUGAGUUGGCUCACGGCUCAGUUUGGCGGUUUGCUGGUGUAAGGCUCAACCCGAUUUGUAACUUUUAUUAUUUACAGAUAAUCUUUUUGUUUCCAAUA